Molecule: messenger RNA, 1707 nt
Organism: Benincasa hispida (wax gourd)
Lineage: Eukaryota; Viridiplantae; Streptophyta; Magnoliopsida; Cucurbitales; Cucurbitaceae
Product: cysteine synthase-like
Molecular function (GO): cysteine synthase activity
Source: RefSeq, a predicted model, not a curated record
CGAAUCAAAUCGACAGAACCUCACAGCCUUACACUAAAUAAAAUCUCAUGAACGGAAUAACGAAUAAUCUGUCUCACUGUGAGCUUGAAGGGCCAUUUCUUCUUGGUGUAAAGAGAAGGAAUAGAGCCUGAGUGGAUCAUUCAUUCUUCCGUCCAAUGGCUUCUUCUUCUAUCAUCAAUUCAUUGAUUUCCCCUCUCUGCUCCUCCAGCUCUAAUUCCAAAUCAGGUGUCUUCGUCUUGAAUUCUUCGCCCAGUUCUCUGGGACGCCUUCCAUCUCUUAACUCGAAGAAGAGCAGCAAUUUCUAUGGGACAUUCUCUUCCUCUUCUCUCUCUGUUACUUGCAAGGCGGUAUCAGUUAAGCCACAGACUGAGAUUGAAGACCUUAACAUCGCUGCAGAUGUAACUCAGCUGGUAGGUAAGACUCCCAUGGUCUACCUCAACAAUAUCGUCAAGGGGUGUGUGGCAAACGUUGCUGCUAAGCUUGAAAUGAUGGAACCAUGUUGUAGUGUCAAGGACAGGAUUGGAUAUAGUAUGAUUUCUGAUGCUGAGCAGAAAGGGCUUAUUUCGCCAGGAAAGAGUACUUUGGUUGAACCUACCAGUGGAAACACAGGAAUUGGUCUUGCAUUUAUUGCUGCUUCAAAGGGAUACAAACUAAUAUUGGCAAUGCCAGCUUCGAUGAGUCUGGAGAGGAGAGUUCUUUUAAAAGCAUUUGGAGCAGAAGUUGUAUUAACGAAUCCAGCAAAAGGCAUGAAGGGAGCAGUUGAGAAAGCUGAAGAGAUUUUAAAAAAGACACCAAAUGCUUAUAUGCUUCAUCAAUUUGACAAUCCUGCUAACCCUAAGGUACACUAUGAGACAACCGGUCCAGAGAUAUGGGAAGAUACUAAAGGCAAGUUGGAUAUUUUAGUUGCAGGAAUUGGAACAGGUGGCACAAUUACUGGUGUUGGCCGGUUUCUGAAAGAGAAAAAUCCAAAUAUUAAGGUUAUUGGCAUUGAACCUACUGCAAGUAACGUAAUUAAUGGAGGAAAGCCUGGAUCUCAUAAAAUUCAAGGAAUUGGAGCUGGUUUUAUACCCAAUAAUUUGGAUGAAAGUGUAGUUGAUGAAGUCAUCGAGAUAUCCGACGAAGAAGCUAUUGAGACGGCAAAACAAUUGGCACUGCAGGAAGGCUUACUGGUUAGUGUACUCGGUGGGCCUUUCUUCUGGAGGAACAGCAGCUGCUGCAUUGAAAGUGGCAAAAAGACCUGAGAAUGCUGGAAAGCUUAUUGCGGUUGUAUUCGCCAGCUUUGGAGAACGAUACCUUUCCUCGGUCCUUUUCCAAUCACUCAGAGAAGAAUGUGAAAAUAUGCAACAUGAGCCAUGAAGUACAUUUUAUUUGGCCUCCAAUUCAUCACACCUAUGCACGAAGGAUAGAAGUGGGAUGGGAGACGAAGCUGGCCAAGUAAUAAGUUUUUGUUGGCUGGCUUUGUUUAUUUACAAUUUACUGUUUUUAUGGUAAUGGGGUGAGUUUGGGUUAAGAUCCAUAGUUAUUUGGUGUUUAUGUUGUGAACUGUUGUUUAAAAGGUAGGCUUUAUUUUGGUGCAACUUGUAUGCUGUGUUAUUAUUGUUCGAGAGAACAGUCCUCUCAAAUUGACUGCACUCUAAAUGCAACUUUCUUGUGAGGAAUUUAGUGACAAUAAGGCUUAAACGGUUGUCUUUAUUUUUAGAUAACUCA